Homo sapiens (human) is the source of this 2467-nucleotide messenger RNA. RefSeq lists its product as uncharacterized. The transcript has 4 exons. The coding region runs from base 1 to 987 and encodes 328 amino acids. The record is from RefSeq and is a predicted model, not a curated record. NCBI's taxonomy places the organism in Eukaryota, Metazoa, Chordata, Mammalia, Primates, Hominidae.
AUGCACCGUUUCUUUGUCAAGCAGGAGGAUAUAGCUUCAGACCCAAUAGGAGAACCCGCGCAGACCGGGGGGAGGUUUGGGGAAGGCCUGGGCAAAGAAGCGCGGGGGAUUCAUUACCCGCUGGGUUCUCCUCGGCAGCGCGUCUCCCUCCGGGAGCAGGCAACGGAGCCUCCCAAGUCCAGAGCAGAGAACCUGACCCGGCGGGAUCCCGGGCUUAUAUCAGCUGAGUUCCGUGACACCUCCCGGGGCGGGACAUCGCGCAGGAGACAGACAGAGGUACAGCCCAAUCGCAUCGUUACGUGGAGCCGGAAGCCCACUCUUGCAACUACAACAGUCUUGAUUUUCAGUUCUUAUUUCACCCAGGGAAGGAGACCUGGGUAUCCACCCCAUGUCCUCCAGAGAACUUCCCUGGCCCCGCUCGGAGUCUUCCUGGGACGCCACAGGCUCGGAGAGCGCUCCGCAGGUUUCUCCCCCGGCGCCUCCAAAUCUUUCGAUUCCUACUCGAAUUACUCCGUCAGCUGCUGGAAGAGGGGCAAGGGAGCCAGGAGGACUUCUGGAGCCCGCCCAGCAAGACCCUCUCUCUCCCAUCUUCUGCUCAAGGGCUCGAGGUCUCAGUGGACAGAGCUGAAGAAAAGCCGUCUAUGGAGCCUGCGCCAGGCGCAGACUGGGUCGUCGCAGUCUGGGUCGUCGCAGUCUGGGCCGGGGCGCUGGAAGUCUUACUCACUUCUCAAGAACCCGCAAGGGAUCAGGCCUGACCCUUUGCAAGUGACAGAAUCCAAAGCUUUGAGCUCAUGGGAAAGUGGCUGGAAAGAAGGUCACUGUAGGGCCGCACAGGUCUCUGGCGAGGCUACCCAAGAACAUUUAAAUCCCUGCCCAGAGAAGAAGAGGCUCCAGCUGUCCUGCACCUUCCUGGGAACUGGCAGUCCCUCCGCGCAGGGGUUCUGCAGCGACCGGCAGCGCGAGGAGACAAGGAUGGUGGCCAGUUAACAGAAAAUCAAGGCAGCGGGAAAGGUCUGGAAAACACCACCUACUAUCACCUCUGGAGCCUGGGAUUAUGGGAUAAGUUUUCGAUUUUUAAAUGUAUUGUCAAAUAGCUAAAGUACACGGAAAGUGCGAAAUAAUAGUAAAUUGAACACCUGUGUAUUCACCACACAGCUUAAGCAAUAACAUUAGCAAUAUUUGGGUACCCAGCUGGUCUCAUUCCCUCAUUCCACUUGUCCCCUACUCACCUGAUAGCCAGUACAAUUUUAUGAAUUUAAAGUUACUAAUUCCCAUGCAACUGUUUAUACUUUUAGUAAAUGUGUUUAUGUCCCUCAUCAACACAUGACACUGAUUCAACACAUGUAUAUGCGUUUAAGCUGCAUGUAAAUGGCAUCAUGUUGGCCAGGUGCAGUUACUCACGACUGUAAUUCCAGCACUUUGGAAGGCUGAGAGGGAAGACGGCUUGAGGCCCAGAGUUUGAGACCAGCCUGGGCAACAUAGCAAGACCCUAUCUCUAAAAAAAAAAAAUUGUUUGUUUGUUUGUUUGUUUGUUUGAGACGGAGUCUUGCUGUGUCACUCAGGCUGGAGUGCAGUGGCGCAAUCUCGGCUUGCUGCAAUGUCGGCCUCCGGGGUUCAAGCAAUUCUCCUGCCUUGGCCUCCCAAGUAGCUGGGACUACAGGCACAUCCCACCACGCCCAGCUGAUUUUUGUAUUUUUAGUAGAGACAAGGUUUCACCAUAUUGGCCAUGCUGGUCUACGAACUCUUGACCUCAUGAUCUGCCUGCCUCGGCUUUCCAAAGUGCUGGAAUUACAGGUGUGAGCCCCCGCGCCCAGCCAAAAAAAUUGUUUUAAAUUAGCUGGGUGUGGUGGUGCCUGCCUAUGAAGUCCCAGCUACUCAGGAGGCUGAAGUGGGAAGAUGGCUUGAGCCCAGGAGUUGAAGGAUGCUAUGAGCUCUGAUUGUGCCACUGCACCCCUGCAUGGGCAAUAGAGUGAGACCCUGUCUCUUUAAAAAAAAAAAAAAAAGUAUCAUAUUGUAUGUGUUCUGUAGAACUUGCUCCCACACUUUAACAUUUUGCUUUAAAGAUUUGUUCAUGUACUUAGAUCAUUCCUUUUCACUGCUUUAUGAGCUGAAUCAUUUCUGCUCUUCUUUCCAUCCAUACCCAUUGGUCUCCAAAGUAUCCAGGCCUCCCCAAAAGUUCCUGCAGGAGACCUCAGUUCCACUGGCUUUCAGGUCAUUAUUGUUCCAGCACUACUUCUCCAUUUCUGGUUCCAGCCCUUCUCUCCCACAUUCUCAAGCUUCUAGAGGGUCAUAAGAGAGGAAAAACGCCAAAUGCCUUUGAUAAAAUGUUGCCUUUCCAGUGGUAUGCAUGUUUGUGUGGAGUGGGAGGGAAGUGAGGGCAGAUGUGACUUACUCUCAGCAUUAAUUCAAGUUUAAAAGUAAAAUCUUUAGGUUUGCCUUGUCCAGUAAAAAAUGCCAAGAGCCAUAA